Messenger RNA from Cucurbita moschata (crookneck pumpkin), 4704 nucleotides. RefSeq names its product DNA replication ATP-dependent helicase/nuclease DNA2. The transcript is spliced from 36 exons. Gene Ontology annotation, molecular function: single-stranded DNA helicase activity; 5'-flap endonuclease activity. The record is from RefSeq and is a predicted model, not a curated record. Gene Ontology annotation, cellular component: cytoplasm. Gene Ontology annotation, biological process: replication fork reversal. Bases 1 to 4173 code for a protein of 1390 amino acids. NCBI's taxonomy places the organism in Eukaryota, Viridiplantae, Streptophyta, Magnoliopsida, Cucurbitales, Cucurbitaceae.
AUGCCUCCAAGGAAGAAGUCUAAUUCUUCUUCCAAGAAGCCCAAUUCAAAUCAGCAAUCAGAGCCUUCCAAGUUUGGAAUUCAACACUUCUUCGACCGCCACUCUCAAAAUGCUGCGCAUUCUCAGAAGCUCACUCCACGAACUUCCGAUUCGAAAACUGAUGUUUCUGACUCUCUGGAUCGUGGAGAUGAUCCGAAUAUGGGACGGUUAGAUUAUAAGGACGCGGCUGCGGCGGCGAUGGUGACGACGACUGCUCAAAAGUCAGAGUUGCGGGUGCUUCCUGUGAGUGAUGCGGUUUUAGCUUCUGAAAACCCUAAAGUACCGCAGGGAAAUGAUGCUUGCUCUUCGUCUCUGGAUACGACGCCUGAGAUUUUGAUUGCUGCUGGUGGAAAUGCUGGCCAUGACCUUUCUAACGAGCUGUCUCCACAAUUUUCCAAGUCCGCGUCUUUGAAGCGCUGCAAGUUCUCUCCCGGGAUGCUGAUUAAGCAAAGUCAGGAUGAGGGGACUACAAAUGAUGAGAUCACAUGGAAGAUAUCUCCAGUAAACGAAAGGCUUCAGGCUGUUUCAAAGCAAUUGCCGGAAACUAUAAGAGUUUUGGCGAACUCCUCAAGGCUCAACUCUUUGAGAAUUCGACAGUGUUCACAAAACAAGACUUCCUCUGUGGAGCUUGGGAAUUUUGAGCAGUUGAGUUCACUAAACCCGAAACCUUCUGAAAGAUCAGUGGCUUCGUUACAUAAGACUGGAUUGAAAAGGUUACGUUCUAAACAUGAUACGGAACCUAAUGGAGUUGCGAUUGAUAGUUUGAGUGGCUCUAGAGUAGCUAACAGUCAGAGUCCAUUCCGGACGCCCCCAUCUUUGUCAUACUGCGAUAAGACUGCCAAUGAUGUUGUUGAACGUACUGAAUCACCCGAUCACCCUAUUUUAAGGCCACACAAAAAGGCAUUACUUGAGCUUUUAGAUCAAGUAGAAGAUGUCAUUGCUGUUGAUACUGUGGCUUCUUCCAUUGAUUUGGAGGAGGAUUCAUCUGAAUUACAAGGUAGAAAUGGUAUCACAUUGACACCUGGAGUUGAUUCAGCUGCAGCGGAAGUCCUUCAAAAGAUUCCAGACACUGUAAUGAAGGCAUCCCCUUGUGAUUUUCUUGUCUUGGAGGUAACAGAGAAAUGUGAGCUGGCUGAUACAUCUGAAGUUAAACGCUCGUAUAAGGUUCUUCGCUUGCUAAAUGAGCAAAGUGGAGAAGAGCGGGCCGUAUAUCUUUGGGAUGACUGGUUUGACAGUAUUAUUGCACCUGGAGAUACUGUGAAUGUUAUUGGUGAAUUUGAUGACCAAGGAAGAUGUCAUGUUGACCACGACAAAAAUUUUGUUAUUCUACACCCCGAUGUACUUGUCUCUGGAACUCGGGUUGCUGGUCAUCUGACCUGUCCAAGGAGGAGUGUUCUUGAUGAGAGGCUUAGAAGUAACGAACAGUCUAUUUCAGCAUUAAUUGGUACUUUGCUGCACCAGGUUUUUCAGGCUGGUCUUGUAGAAGAAACACCAACUGUUGCCUUCUUGGAAGAGGUUUCGAGAAUAGUGCUUCAGAAAAGUAUGGAAAGUGUAUAUGCAUGCGGAGCAAAUGAAAAGGAUAUAGGCAGAACCAUGAAUGAAGCAGUUCCAAAAAUUUUGCAUUGGAUCACCCUGUUCAAAUGCCCAAUGGGUUCUAAAGCACCUACUAUUGAGUUUAGAUCUGAUGAUGGUCCCAGGAAAGUUAGUAUAUCAGAGGUAAUUGAUAUUGAGGAGAUGGCAUGGGCUCCAAAAUAUGGUUUGAAGGGAAUGAUUGAUGCUUCUGUCAGGGUAAAAGUACUAUCAAAUUAUAAUACAUGUGUUGAGAACGUCGUGCCUUUAGAGUUUAAAACUGGAAAGGUGCCAGCUGGCCAGUCCUCCAUGGAACAUUGUGCCCAAGUGAUCUUAUACACACUACUUAUGUCCGAGAGGUAUCAAAAACAUGUUGGUUAUGGUCUCCUUUACUAUCUCCAGUCGGAUCAGACACAGGGUAUCCGGGUUCAAAGAUCUGACUUGGUGGGGCUAAUCAUGCGUCGCAAUGAGCUUGCAAAUAACAUCCUCAAGGCAUCAACUGCACAAUUACUCCCCCCUAUGUUACAGAUUCCAAAUGUGUGUAAAGGGUGCCGCCAUCUUGAUGUUUGUACCAUUUAUCAUAAGAUGCAAAAUGGAAGCAAAGAGAGUAGUGGUCUUGGAGCUUUAUUUGACUCCAAUACGGACCAUUUGAAAGCUUCUCAUGGUAUUUUCUUUCAACAUUGGGAAAGAUUGAUUGAUUUAGAGGCCAAGGAGACUGAGCUUGUAAAGAGGGGAGUUUGGCACACACGUAGUGGAGAGAAAAAUCAAACGUCUACCUGUCUUUCUUCUAUUGUUCUUAGUACAUUGGAUGGCCAACCACAUUGUACUUCUGAAAAGGACAACCGAAUCAGCUAUCGUUUUGUGUGUCAUGGUUCGUCGUCUCUGUGUUUGAAAGAUUCAAAUGUCGAUAGUUCAAACACUGAGUCAACAAAUGACAUGGACAGUUCACUUAGAGUUGGAGACUAUGUGAUACUUAGUACAGAUUCUGGGAAUUUGACCCUAGCGAGUGGGAUUAUAAAAGAUCUGAGCAGUCUCCAUAUAUCUGUUUCUUUCUCUAAGCGCCUACGUUUGCCUGGAAGCACUUCUUCUACUGAGGCACAUGAUCUUAUGAAGCAGGUAUGGCGGAUUGACAAGGAUGAAUUUAUGACUUCGUUUGCAAUCAUGAGGUUUAAUCUUGUACAACUGCUUCUGCAAGGUGAACAAAAUUCUCAUCUUAGAAAGUUGAUCGUAGAUCUUGCGGCUCCAAGAUUUGAUAGUGGAUGCAUAUUCAGCCAGGAUCCAGCAAUAUCUUACAUCUGGUCAGAGAAGAAUUUAAAUGAUGACCAACGUCGAGCCAUAAUUAAGAUACUUACAGCAAAGGAUUAUGCUCUGAUUCUGGGAAUGCCUGGAACAGGCAAGACAUCCACAAUGGUUCAUGCCGUGAAAGCACUGUUGAUGAGAGGUGUAUCCAUUUUGCUCACGUCUUACACAAACACUGCUGUUGAUAAUUUACUUAUCAAACUGAAAUCUCAGAACAUUGAUUUUAUACGGAUUGGAAGAAUUAAUGCAGUGCAUGAAGACAUCCGCAGCCAUUGCUUUUCGGAGUUGAACAUACAAAGUGUGGAAGACAUCAGAAUGAGAUUGGACCAAGUGAAAGUUGUUGCAGUCACUUGUUUGGGGAUAACUAGUCCCUUACUCGUCAAUAAAAAAUUUGAUAUAUGCAUAAUGGAUGAAGCUGGACAGACCACCCUUCCAGUUUCCCUUGGACCUUUGAUGUUUGCUUCAACAUUUGUCCUUGUUGGCGAUCAUUAUCAGCUACCUCCUCUUGUUCAGAGUACAGAGGCUCAAGAAAAUGGACUGGGGAUAAGCUUAUUUUGUAGGCUUUCAGAAGCACAUCCUCAAGCCAUUUCCGCCUUACAAAGCCAGUAUCGCAUGUGCCGCGACAUUAUGGAAUUAUCAAAUGCCUUGAUAUAUGGAGACAGAUUGCGUUGUGGUUCUGAAGAAACUGCAAACGCAAAGCUUGAAUUUUCAGGUUUAAAGUUGUCUUCAUCUUGGCUCAAGGAGGUUGUAAACCCAUGCAAACCAGUUAUCUUUGUUUGUACAGAUUUAUUACCUGCUUACGAGACAAGAGAUCACAAGAUUGUGAACAACCCAAUUGAAGCUAACAUAUUAGCAGAGGUGACGAAGGGAUUGCUUGAUGGUGGAAUUAACGGGAAUGACGUUGGCAUCAUUACUCCUUAUAACUCCCAGGCAAGCAUCAUUCGUCUAGCUAUUAACAUAGCCUCCGUGGAGAUACAUACCAUUGACAAAUACCAGGGAAGAGACAAGGACUGCAUAUUGGUGUCCUUUGUCAGGUCGAGUGAAAAUCCGAAGAGCUGUACUACCUCACUUCUUGGAGACUGGCAUAGAAUUAAUGUGGCCAUUACUCGUGCCAAGAAAAAACUAAUCAUGGUGGGAUCACGCAAAACACUGUCAAAAGUUCCACUGCUGAAGCUUCUAAUCAAGAAGGUCGAGGAGCAAUCAGGCAUCUUCAAUGUAACAAGGAAUGACAUACGUCAAAGCAGCAAGCUUCCCGGUUCCACAUAGAUCAAAUUGUUGUAAAGGUUGAAUCCAUCGUCAUAAAUCCUCAUAAUGGUUUGUCUCAGCGGACAUGGUUGUCAAAGAGGAGCUGGGGCUGGACUGUGUAUCAAAUGCCAUGUUUGAAGCACCGAGAAAGUCUUGUCUACUUGCCGAAAGAUAUGAAUGGAUCGCACAUGCUGAUGGCUUGCCCUUUCUUCAUUAUUAGAGACCAGUAGGUGGAAGUAUCUUUUACGUUUUAGUGAUGUGACUGUCAUGGUUGAGCCCAUGACGGGUAGGGAACCUCUAAAUAUGUUUUGUUUCGUGAUUUUAUAAGUAUAUAAAAAUGAGGUUAAUGUUAUAAAUUCUAAAUAAUAAUUAUUAUAAUAUUAGUAAUAAUAAAUAUACAAACGAAUGUGUGUAAUUCAUGAUUGGUUACAUGAUUUGUAAAAGUUAUUAUAUAUUAUAGAAGAUAUAUUUCACUAAUUCCAUAUAUUUAUGUAGUAUUUAUAAUCUACCAAUUUGUAAUUUAAGAUAAAUUAACACUUCAAUAAUUCAAAU